AUGGAUGAACAUUCGACCGGCGAUGUGGUCAAGGAACUGCACAGAGAUCUAGUGGUGAAAUACAACAGACACGCCGCGGCUGUCGAACGAUACUGGCGAAGCUUCGAUCAGAGCCAACGAACCAAAUGCAUCAAAGCUGGCGCAGCCGACGGUGUCGUUCUCAAACAUCCUUUGGAUCGGGCUUUGGGCGACGUAUACAAGAUCAUACCUGAGAUCAAUCUGCGUGAUAUCACAAGUCCUGAAUCUGAUUUUCUCUUGGAUCUGCUCAAACAUCGCGCCACAAAUUCACUUCUCGACCAAUAUAUGACUGGCCUGAAUGGCGGCCCCGGAGAUCACGCUUUCAUCAAGAACAUGAUGGAUACUAGAAAUCUCGCCCUUGCUAAUCCCGACAGAAACAUCUUGACCCUAUUUUUUUUUUUAGCGAGGAUCGUUUUGGCCCGACUCGCCCCUUCCAUCAGAGCCAAUCUCUGCGUGUCGCAAGAACUUGGGGAAUUGAUCUUGCAGAGACAAACCCAUCUACUGCAGAGUCUGAACAUUGUCAUUGAGGACAUAUUGGAUAUCGGCUCGAAAAUACGAGAUCGCAAGAAGCCGCCCAAGAGAUCCGACAAAGACAAAGCCGCGGUCGCUGCCAUUUCGAAACUCAGCAUUCAAACUCCUCCGACGAGCCUCUUGCUUUCCGACCUUAUCAAUGGCGCUGUGGAGCAAAAGUCUUCGAAUGAAGAGUACUUGAAUUUGCUCUCCACAGAACCAGUCGACGAGAAAGGACGCAGCUUGCCGGUGCAUACCGAUAAAUACAUCAGCGGAGCAGUCUUAGAGGCCGCGUACCGCGCCGUCAAAGCAGCUGCGAUUUGGAACUAUAUCAGCGGCCUCCUUAAGCGUCUGGAGUCUACCCCUGCCACCGACAAGAUCUAUAAGACCAUGAUCCUCCAAGAGAUCUCGAAUGUCUGUCAAAUGGAAUACAGCCGCACUCAAGCCCUUUUCAAGCAGAACGUCCAAAUAGCAACAGGGGUCAAAUGGUUCAAGCGCAUGUCCAACGCAUACGACAAGGCCGGGAACGCACGCGUGAACAUGAAAGGGGACCCUGGAGCCUUGACGCGAACCGAUCCUCAACUUCACUACAUGCUUCGGCUCUGCCAGUCUGAGACCACCGCCUCGAAGGCCACGGAUUGGAUGAAGAAACUCGGUGAUUUACACGACACUCAUCCCUCCGAACGAGAAAAGCUCGAAGAGCGGGAAGUGGUCUCGCUCGGCGACCUGGCCAUCACCACAGCCUUCAUACAGGAUCUAUCGGCGGUAGUUUCCAUGCCCCCACCUUCUCGCAAGAAAGCUCAAAUGUUCGUAGCCCGAUCGCAGGAGCUUGACGCUGAGAUGAACGAACUCAAAUCACAGAUUGACUUACAAGACUUUGCUGUCCCAAUCGACAACCUCUUGGAGCCGAGAGUUGCCGCGAAGAUGCUUCGAGUGCUAGACGACUUUAUCAUUGAGAAAGCCGGCACUCAGAUGGGAUUCCUGUUUCAAGAUCUGAUCGAGGAAUGCUUCACCAACCUUGAGAACCAGUACAAAGACGCCAAGGACAAGGCAGAGCAGAAAGAAAAGGCUGAAGAGACACCUCUUCCGUCUGCAGCUGCAGAAUCCCCGGAGAAGCGCGUCGAGCAGCGGAGGCAAAAAGAGAAGACUCGGCCUUCCCACUCUUCCGCAUACCAGAUCAUUGCGCCUGGCGAGGAGGAGAAACCUGUCCAAGGGGAAGAGGCUCCACCUUUACCACCAACCAUAAAAGUGCGUGCAUCGACGGCCGACGUCUUUUCCAUGUUGUUCUCUAACGCGGAAGCCCGCGGAUCGGUGAACUGGACAGCUUUCACAGCAGCCAUGGCCGAUGUAGGAUUCUCCGUCAAGCCUAAUUUCGGCUCCGUCUACACCUUCUAUCCUCCCGAAAGUUUGAAGGCGAGCAAGGCAGUCACAUUCAUCGCCCACACAAAUCUGCCAUCGAGGGCUGGAGUCUCCUCGUGUACGCAAAGAAAUUGCGAGGAAGGUAUGGCUGGAGCGAGAAGACGUUCGAGGUGGCUUCGGAAGGAUCGUGAGGUGUAG
Messenger RNA from Capronia epimyces CBS 606.96, 2085 nucleotides. RefSeq lists its product as uncharacterized. The record is from RefSeq and is a predicted model, not a curated record. The transcript is spliced from 3 exons. Bases 1 to 2085 code for a protein of 694 amino acids. NCBI's taxonomy places the organism in Eukaryota, Fungi, Ascomycota, Eurotiomycetes, Chaetothyriales, Herpotrichiellaceae.